AUGCUAACUAGAACAAAAGUAACAGAUGACAUAGCGGAUAUUGCUAAUCCUACAUUUCGCCCCGAUUCCAAGCAUGUUGAGGACUUUGGUACUGAUGAAAAAGGUUGUGGUGAUGGAUCAGCUAAUGGACGACUAGUAUCAAUAGGUAUUAAGAAUGAUGAUAUUGAUGGUGUUGAUUAUAUUGAUGCUGACGACGUUGAUGAUAAUAAUGAUAUAUUCGAUGUUAAUAAUAUUGAUAUGGAUUAA
This is a messenger RNA of Rotaria sordida, 246 nucleotides long. The record is from the annotation of a GenBank genome assembly. NCBI's taxonomy places the organism in Eukaryota, Metazoa, Rotifera, Eurotatoria, Philodinida, Philodinidae.